Musca domestica (house fly) is the source of this 829-nucleotide messenger RNA. RefSeq names its product endocuticle structural glycoprotein SgAbd-4. The transcript has 2 exons. Bases 169 to 570 code for a protein of 133 amino acids. Gene Ontology annotation, cellular component: chitin-based extracellular matrix. Lineage: Eukaryota; Metazoa; Arthropoda; Insecta; Diptera; Muscidae. Gene Ontology annotation, molecular function: structural constituent of chitin-based larval cuticle. The record is from RefSeq and is a predicted model, not a curated record.
CAUCAGUUACACAUUGUCAACUCGCAUUUUAAGUGCAAAUAACGAGAACACAAGGAUUAACCCCAAGACCCACAUCAAGUGAUUUUUGAAACCAAUAAAGGAUUAAAUUUAUUUAACAUUUUUGAUAAAGUGCAAAAUAUUAGAUAAAUAAAUAAAAAUUAAUUAAAAAUGUACAAGUUCACCGCCGUUGUUGUUUCCGCUCUAUUGUUUGCCAUUGUCUUGGCCCGUCCCGCCCAAGAACAACAGGCCGAAGCCGUAACCACCUCCACAACUCCAGCCACCAUUAUCAAACAAGUCGAUGUAAAUAAUCCAGAUGGCAGCUUCAACAGCAGCUACGAAACCUCCAAUGGCAUCAAAGUCGAAAAUAUCGGUUACAUGAAGAAAAUCCUUGUGCCCCGCCAGGAAACCGAAGAUGGUCAAGUUAUCGAAGAACACGAAGAGAUGAUUUUGGUGCAAAGCGGUUCCUACAGUUAUUUGGAUCCCGAGGGCAAUGUCAUUACACUCCGCUAUGUGGCCGAUGAAAAUGGAUUCCAGCCACAGGGUGAUCAUUUGCCAGUUCCUCCACAAUAGAAGAAACUUAGCAAAACAAAAAAAGAAAAAACGAAAAGAUAUCAAACAUCAAGAAGUCAUAACAAUUAGUUUAGUUAAAUCUUAAGAUCUAGUUUAAGUUUUUUUGUAAAAAAAAGUAAUUGAAUACUAUCGAAAAACGUCAAUUAAAAAGUUUUCUAUUUUGUAUACAUACAUAAAUAUAUCUCUUCUAAGUGUCAUGUACUCGAUAAAAUAAAUAUGAAAUAAAUAUGAUUUAAGAAGAAAAACAACAAAAACGAAA